CAACGACGAAGAGCUUCACACAACAGAGGGAGGGAAAAAAAAACAUCAUCAGCAGCAGCAGCUCCUCCUUCACCACCAGACGUGCAUCCACAGCUUAGGCCAAGACGCCUCUACCUUCCCCGGGCAUCUAAAAGCUCCCCCCACACAGAAAAAGCUCUCCCAGGCAUGACCUGAGUGAGGCAGACAGCCGUCAGUCGCUCUCCAUCGACAUGGGCAACCAGGAGGCUAAGCAAAGGAAAGCUGCGGCAGCAUCGGGAAAUGGAAGCUACCCAUCACUGGAUGAAGGAUGGAGAGAGGGAGGAGGGGAUGUGACAAAAAAGGGAGGAAAGAAGCUGCACGCUAAGCAUGGAGGUAAAGGAGCAGGCAGCAGUGGAGGAGGAGGGGGGAUGCAUGGCACAGGACCAGGCAGGAAAAAAAACAAAUCCGAGUCCAAGCCCUCUGUUUUCUCCAUCCGCAAGAGAAAGAGCAACCUGAAAGGGAAAGGAGACGCGUCUUCCUCUGUAACAGGCUCAAAGGAGGACGUGUUAGCAUCACAACAAGAUGAGCUGGACAGGACAAAAACACCUGAUCUGUCAGCAGAUGAGCUCGGACAGUCGGACACCGAGGCUGCUUUGCCCGAGAAGAGGAAGAAAGUGGAGCCAGUGAACAAGGAUGGAGAUGGAGGAGGAAGAGAGCAGAGUCAGGAGGUGCAGCGGAAAACCUCGACAGCAGCGACCUCUCCCGCAGAGAAUGGACGGCAGAAGGGAGGGAGCUCUGGGUCAGACACUGAUAUUUACAGCUUCCACUCAGCAGCAGACCACGAGGAUCUGCUAGCGGACAUCCAGCUCGCUAUAAGGCUGCAGCACCAACAGCAGCAGGGGGUGGUUAACUCGACUGUGGAAGUACAGGGAGGGGGGGAGGAGAAAGGGAAGAGGAGUAAUGGAGUAGUUCAAUUAACUCCUCCUGAAGCACUUGACCUGACCCCAGAAUUAGAAGCGGCGUCUGAUGCGCUGUCAUUCUUAAAGACGGGGACUCUGUCUGGCUCAGUUAAGGACAUGGACCAGCCUCCAACAAUCAACCCCACCAUCCACACAGAGGUGCAGGAGAGCAAGGAGGAGAAGGUGCAGAGGGAGGAGGUGGAGUAUCUGGAGUUAAACGGGAAGGGACAGAGGGAGGGAGAGGGAGAAGCCUCUCUUUGUUUUGCCACAGGCACAAAAGAGCAGCAUGGUUUGGUACAGCAGCCCGCUUGCACGGCAGUCACCAUGGCUACUGUAGGGGGGGUGGCAGUCAAGCCAGUCACCAUGACAACCAGUGGCAACAGCUUCCCGGAUCACAUACCCCCAAGGGAGGAGGAGGAAGCUGGAGGCGAAACCCCUCAGGAGGAGAGGGAGCCUGGGGUGGAUAUGGAUCUCAGUCCUCCUCCCGCAGACAGCCACAACACAAGCCCUGAAGCCACCGAUGGGCUGAGGCCAGGCAUCCUGUCCGAGGAAGGUGAGGGUCCGUUGGGCUCGGGUACUAGUGCAGAGUCCCUUGAGGACUGCCUAAGUGCCAGCUCUGAGCACCACUCUGCUUCAGCCAGCACCAGUGCCUCCCCCUCCACCCAGCGGUGCAGGAGGAGCAGCAUCUGCUUCACCCCACUGCCUCCCCAGGAGAGCCCCACAUUGGCCAAACGACUCCUCAGGUCCACCCACUCCUCCACCUCCUCUAGCCCUGUGGUGAAACCCUACCCUCCUAUCUUCCCCUCCUACAUAAAGACCACCACCAGGCAGCUCAGCUCCCCAGGACACUCCCCAUCCCUGUCCCCAUCCCACAGCCCUCUGUCCCCGCGUAGAGUCCACCAUCACCUCCACAGGAUGAUGGCUGAGGGUCAGCGGGCCCGUAGGCAGCGCUCCCGGAGCCUGGCCGGGUCUCUGAGUCGCUCAGCUGACUGGACAGAGGAGCUCGAGAGGAGGCUGAGGAGCAGAGAGGAGGAUGGAGGAGGCUCUGGUGGUUCAAGAGAAUAUCUGGAGGGCUACAGAGGAGGAGGCAGCCAGCCCCUGUGUGCGACCAGAAGAUCUUCCUGUGGACAGGUUUCCACCUGCGGCUUUCCGGACGUCUUUACAGGUCGCACCCUGCUGGAGAAGCUGUUCCUGCAGCAGGAGCAGCAGGAGGAGCCCGAGGAGGCCGAGAGGCUGUGCUCCAGGAUCUUGGCCAUGGGCCUCCUGCUGCCGUUCAGCGACUGCUUCAGAGAGAAGCUGGGUGACAGCCCUGCACACAUCACCUCCACACCAUCAGCCAGGUUCGACCAUGACCAGUUGUAUACAUGGGCAGCAGUUAACCAGCCGCCACACUCCCUGGAUCUGCUUGAUGGGAGGCCUCCUGGGCAGAUCAAGGGUCCCUUGCCCCCAACCAGGCCUGGUUCAGAAAAUAGGAACGUAUUCAAAUCCACAGAUGCUGUAUUUGUUGAGGACAAUCAAGAGCAUCCUGCAGCCAUGUUGGGUUUGAAGCAACCACAGGAGGAGAGUCAAGAUUGUCUGGAAGAAAGAGUCCUACCUUCCACAAAACUGAAGGAGAAGCACAUUAACGUCAUCCAGCAGCUGGAACAAACCAUAGAGGACCUCAGGACUAAGAUCGCUGAGCUGGAGCGACAGCCCCCUCUGCUGGACAGCGACAGUAUGAAACCCACCACCUCCACCACGGAUAAGGAGUGUGGGGGGGAGGAGGGCUUGCUGAGGGAUGUGUGUGACGCCCACCUGCAGACAGAGGCCCCUCCCUCUCCGGGCUGCCUGGAGGCCAAGUCGGUUCAGACCUCGCCCAUGGACGACAGCUUUAAGUUCAAAGUGCCUUGCAGCGAGUCGGGUGGAGAGACCGGCUCCCUGCAGCCCCCCCCCCAGUGUUCGUGUCAGCAGCAGCCUCCGUCUCAUCCAGCACAGACUGUGGCACCUCCUCCUCCUCCUCCCCCACCCUUACCAGUGGGCUCAGUGCCUCCUCCUCCACCACCACCUCCUCUACCACCUGGUUCAGCAUUCUCUCCUCCUCCUCCUCCUCCUCCACCUCCUCCUCCUCCUCUUCCUGGUGGUCUCAUGCCACCCCCACCUCCCCCUCCUCUGCCUGGUGGCAGUGCUCCACCUCCACCUCCACCGCCACCUCCUCUCCCUGGUGGCACUGCCCCUCCCUCCCCUCCUCCUCCAUUGCCAGGAUUCGGAGGCCCACCUCCUCCUCCUCCACCACCACCACCUCCAGGCUGUGGGCCUCCUCCUCCCCCUGCUCCACCAGGAGCCAUCUUCGGUGCCCCGGCUCUCCCAGGCGGUAUGGGCUCGCUGCCUCCUCCUCUGCCGUUUGGGCUGUAUGCUCUGGGUCUGACUCAGGAGAAACCCCCACGGAAGGCUUUGGUGGAGCCACCCAGACCCAUGAAGCCACUUUACUGGACCAGGAUCCAGCUGAACACCAAAAAGGAGGUUUCUUCUUCAUUGGUGUGGGACACAAUUGAGGAGCCUGACAUGGACUUUGAAGAGUUUGUGGAGUUGUUCUCGAAAACAGCUGUGAAGGUUAAGAAGCAGCCGCUCUCCGACACCAUCACCAAGUCCAAGGCCAAACAGGUUGUGAAGCUCCUAAACAACAAGCGAUCUCAGGCAGUAGGAAUCCUCAUGUCCUCCCUGCACCUCGAUAUGAAAGAUAUCCAGCAUGCCAUCCUGAACUUGGACAACACGGUAGUGGACCUGGAGACCCUCCAGGCCCUGUAUGAAAAUAGGGCACAGCAGGAGGAAAUGGACAAGAUUGAAAAGCACAUCAAGUCCUCUAAAGACAAAGAGAAUGCUAAACCUCUGGACAAACCUGAGCAGUUUCUCUACCAGCUCUCCUUGAUCCCAAACUUCUCUGGCAGAGUUUUCUGCAUCCUUUUCCAGUCCAGCUUCUCCGAGUGCAUAUCGUCGCUAACGAGGAAACUGGACAUGCUGCAGAGAGUCUGUGAGGCCUUACAGGACGAUGAGAGAGUGAAGCAGGUUCUGGGUCUGGUCCUGGCCUUUGGUAACUUCAUGAAUGGUGGUAAUCGAACCAGGGGCCAAGCUGAUGGCUUCUCCCUCGACAUUCUGCCCAAACUGAAAGAUGUCAAGAGCAGCGACAGCACGAGAAGUCUUCUGUCUUAUAUUGUUGCGUACUACCUCAGACACUUUGAUGAGGACGCUGGCAGGGAGACGUGUGUGUAUCCCCUCCCGGAGCCUCAAGAUUUGUUCCAGGCUUCACAGAUGAAAUUUGAAGACUUUCAGAAAGACCUGACUCGACUCAGGAAGGACCUCAGAGCAUGUACAUCAGAAGUUGAAAAGGUGUGCAAAGUUUCGGAUGAGGAUAACUUGCAGCCUUUCAAAGAUAAUAUGGAGGAAUUCCUGAAACACGCUAAAAGUGAAAUGGAGACGCACGAAGGUCAACUCAGCAGCACUCACAAACUGUUCAUGGAGCUCACAGUGUUCUUCUCAGUGAAGGCCAAGGGAGGAGAGAAGGAGGUCUCACCCAACACGUUCUUCUGCAUCUGGCAUGAGUUCUCCUCUGACUUCAAGGACCAGUGGAAGAAGGAGAACAAAACCAUUCUCAAGGAGAGGUUAAAAGCAGCAGAGGAGAGCUUCCGCCAGGCCAAGGAGAAGGCUUCCUACAGCGUCAAACCCAAACACGCCUCUGGCAUCAAAGCCAAGCUGGGCAUGAAGAUCUGACCCCUGGCACGUUUGUUUUCCCAACUGUGGGCACCAGCAGUGAGUCAAAGACAAACAGUACGAAGAGGACGGAAAGGAAAACGGAAGGGACGGCACUAAUGUGAACGACAUGCACUGUAUGUGCAGCUGUGCCCACUCUGGACAUCUUGUUUGAUCACUGGUUAAUUUGCAGACUUUUUUCUGCUCUGUCAUCCUGUUGCCUUAUGUUGCUAAGUACAACACAGUCAUGGGAGGAUGCUGCUGCUGCAGGGGCCACCGGGCACAAGGAAUCGUGGACUGCUGGGAUCAGUGCAGCUCACACACACGACAUACAUUAUACAUCAGCUGGAAGAACUCACUGUCUGUGCAAGCCUAUAAGCCCACAUCAUCAUUUUGCCGCAGAAUGGUGGAGUCCAACAGCAAGACCACAAUGUUUCAGGAGCAAUGAAUAUGUUGAGCACUUAUUCCCCCGACUGUAACCUCAACAAAUCACCACAAGCUCGGCGAGGAAGACAGCUGGUUUAAAAUGUGACAUGACUCAGUAUUACGUUAUAAAUAUUAACUGCAACUGUCUGCCAGGGCACAUGGUGUUAUUUCAGUUUAAUUCCCUAACUCUCACUCUCAGUAUUCCUCAGUUUGCCUUGGCUAUGCAAUAAGAGAAAAAACAUACAUCCAGAACUGAGCCUGUGCAGGAUUCACAGCAGUAUUGUCCCGAGCAGAGACGGAGACUUCAGUUCGUGUCUCCUCAUAAUGUGAAAAUCCUCAAGACGUACACACAGUUUAUAGAACUUGAGCAGAGGGACCUUGUAGCUUUCCAGCCCAAUGAUUCCAUGCUGUCGGUUUUCAGGAACAUCAGCUUGAUCCACAUUAAACAGCUUUGCAAUUGCAUUCAUUUGCUUUUGCUUUGCAAACUCAGAUGUCAGAGCAGGCUUUUGUUCUCGCAGUGUGUGGAAAUGCACAGAGUUACCCCUUCAAUAACUUAAAUUUAGCUUCGAAUGGUUACACAUUUGAUAACAGAGAGCUGAGAAGCAGGUCGGGACCUUGCAGCUUGAUGAGCUACUUGGCGAUGUCCAGCAUGAACGCCAAAUCCCACAGCCAUAUUCCAUCACUCAGUUCCAUGCCAGGUUUUUCCUUUAUCUCCAUGGGUUGUUGAACUCCGUGAAUGACCCAACCAUUUCACCUCACUGUGGUUAAUCAAAUCUUCAUCUUCCACCUCCAGCUCACUCAUCCUUGAAGUGGUGUUUGUUCAGCCCUCUGCUUCUGACUUGGCUUGUAAAGACAUUCAUUCCUCCCCUCUCCAGAUCCAACAGUGGCAGUGAUCCCACAAACAAAAACUGGCUUGUUGUUCUGUAUUGGUUAUGUCAGUAGUUUCAUCACAGGUCAGGGAGAGAAACAAACUGACACUUUGGAACGAUUUGACUUUGUCCACAGCGGCAACAAGGCUCCACACUUAAUAAGGCUUCAGUGUCUUAACAAUCAGCUCCCUCAGAGUCAACUUUAUCUCAGAACAUUUGUCCUUAUCUGGUUAAGCCGCAAGUUUCCAGCUGUAAUAAUGCUGAGAUUGUUGUUUGCAUCACUGUGAUACUGGUUUGUCUUUAUUUACACAAAAUAUAGAUUCAAACAUUUAAGCUUCCCGAUCCAUUGGAUGUGAACGGUUUACUAGUUUGCAAGUUUCAAUGAACAUAGCCGCGGAGCAAUGGCGAAUACAGCACAAGGUUAAGGGGGGUGUAAGUCUACAAAGCGAAACAGUGAGACUGAUGGAUCUGGAAAGGCCCUAAUGAUAGUCAUGGGAAAAAGCCAAACAUCUGUAUCGGCAAAUCCCUCAUUUGUGUUACCUCACGCAAAGGAGGUUAUGUUUUCAGUCACAUCAUAUUUGGCUUUUGGUAGCAUAAUGUGAUAAUGUAUAAAGCCCCUUAUAUUUAAGCUCUGCAACUACCAUGAUUAAGGAAGUGACAAAUUUCCCCCAUUUAGAUUUUUCAUCCAUUCUUACUUUUUUCAUCCAGACUAAAUCUCACCAUAUCUAAGUCUUUGUUGAUUAUGCCAUUAUUAUGUCUCCUAAAACAAAAGAAAUCUUCAAAAAUCAGCAGCCAUUGGUGUAACAGACAGCUGGAUUGACUGGCAUUGAUAAGAAGCACUUGUAGGGAGAGUCAGUGAUAUACAGACCUAUUCUGGCUUUACUGUACAAAUAUUAAAAUGUAUAGUUGCAACGUGCUGUAUUGAAAAGCAACAUAAAUGUGGGUUAGCCCAAUCAACAGCCCAGAACGCACUUGGACUCACACAUUACCACAAUGCUGCUGUGAAUCUCCAGCCUGACCUUCCAAUCAGACUGCACCUCUCAGUAGAAAGUCACACACCAUAUACAAUUUUUACAGCACUGUUGAUGGGCAGGACAAGUCAGCUUACAUGUGUAUUUAAAAUAUGUUACAAUGAUAUGCCAUAUCAUAUCAGAUACAAGUGUGUGAGUUUGUGUGUGUGUGUGUGUGUGUGUGUGUGGGUGAUAGCUGUGAGAUGAAGGAUGUGCAUCACACUAUGAAUCACAGCUGUUCAAUUUUCUUGUAGAGUUAAUGACUUUAUUAAUGUAAAAUAAUAAAUGACAAUGAGACACAUUUUGCGUUUCUGUCGAUGUCCUCCUCUGUUGGCUCGCAUGCUAUUCACAACAGGAACUUAACAUCUGUUUUCUGCAAUAAAUGCUUCUGUAUACAUCUAUGUGAGCAGGAUGCAUGGGGUCCGGUUGCAGUGUAAAUUCUGUAAAAUAAAGAGACUUGAAUUCUGCA
This is a messenger RNA of Hippoglossus stenolepis (Pacific halibut), 7414 nucleotides long. It is a transcript of the gene fmn2b, whose product is annotated as formin 2b. NCBI's taxonomy places the organism in Eukaryota, Metazoa, Chordata, Actinopteri, Pleuronectiformes, Pleuronectidae. Gene Ontology annotation, cellular component: endoplasmic reticulum membrane; nucleus; cytoplasm. The record is from RefSeq and is a predicted model, not a curated record. Gene Ontology annotation, molecular function: microtubule binding. Gene Ontology annotation, biological process: actin nucleation; intracellular transport.